This is a messenger RNA of Camellia sinensis, 585 nucleotides long. Lineage: Eukaryota; Viridiplantae; Streptophyta; Magnoliopsida; Ericales; Theaceae. The record is from RefSeq and is a predicted model, not a curated record.
AUGUUCUCCUCCAUCUCUAAACUCUCUCUUCCUUCCACUUCCACCAUCUCAUAUUGCACUAAUCGUUCCAUUGAUCUUUUCUCUAAUGAUGCUCCUACAAAUGCCUUUCCAUCCAAUGGUUCUUUAGCUAUUCCUGACGCUCUUGUUCUGCCUAUUGAUUCUAUUCUAUUACCAUCUUCUGAGAGUACUGAUAUUACUCAUUCUUCAGAGUCUCCUCCUUUUUCUAGCAGUGACUCUCUUGAAGCUCCUUUUGUUGUCCCUCUUUCGAAACGGCAAGUAAUAGAAGAUGAGUUACAGGCUUUACACAAGACACAUACAUGGGAUAUGGUUGCUCUUCUUCCUAGAAAAACUCCUAUUGGUUGUAAAUGGGUCCAUAAAAUCAAAACUCAUUCGGAUGGUACAAUUGAAUGUUACAAAGCCUGUUUUGUUGCAGAAAGCUUCACUGAGGAAUAUGAUGUUGAUUAUGAGGAGACAUUUGUUCCUAUUGCCCAUCUUAUAUCUGUUCGCGGUUCACUUGUUGUUGCUACCUCGUCCAGUGGGGUUUAUCUCAGAUGGAUGUCAAGAAUACUUUUCAGCCUUCUCUAG